ACGGCGCGAGCGACGGCUGGGGCUGAAAGGGUCGGGGCGCGGCUGCGAGGCCCAGCUCAGGUCUGUGGGUCUAGGGCCUGGAGUGCGAGGCACCCGUGCAGGAGAGGGAGGGGCAGAGGGUGCCUUAGUACUGCCCUUUUUUUGCAUUCAGAAGAUGGCCUAGCUGCGCGUUAGAGAGGUUUGCAUUAGCUCCGAGCCUGUCUGACAAGUGAGGAAACUGAGGCCGAGAAGUGGGAGGCCUUGCCAUCUGCUGGGCCACGCCACCUGCUAAGGGGAAGCCGGGGACCAAGACCUCGGGGUCUGCGCUCCCUGGCCCGCUUGAAUCCGUGGGCGUGAGGAGCAAAGGCCCUGCUCUUUCUUUCCCUGUGGGAGGCUGCAGCAGGCUCCCUGGGGGAGGAGCUCGGGACGCAGAGGAGGAGCCAAGGCAACCCCAGGAGCCGGGACGCAAUCCUUUGGGAUUAGAGGCAGAGCCCAGGAGGAACCCCGUCAGCCAGGCGGGCAGAAAGCACCCGGCGCAGCCUCAUGGAAGACAAGCAGAUCCUGUGCGUGGGGCUGGUGGUGCUGGACGUCAUCAAUGUAGUGGACAAGUACCCGGAGGAGGACACGGACAGCAGGUGCUUGUCGCAAAGAUGGCAGCGCGGAGGGAACGCAUCCAAUUCCUGCACUGUCCUGUCCCUGCUCGGAGCCCCCUGUGCCUUCAUGGGCUCGCUGGCCCCGGGCCACGUUGCCGAUUUUGUCCUGGAUGACCUCCGCCGCUAUUCUGUGGACCUCCGCUACACAGUCUCUCAGACCACGGGCUCUGUCCCCAUCUCCACGGUCAUCAUCAGCGAGACCACUGGUAGCCGCACCAUCCUGCAUGCCUACAGGAACCUGCCAGAUGUGUCUGCUACAGACUUUGAAAAGGUUGACCUGACCCGGUUCAAGUGGAUCCACAUUGAGGGCCGGAACGCGUCGGAGCAGGUGAAGAUGCUGCGGCGGAUAGAGCAGCACAACGCCUCGCAGCCUCCGGCCCAGAAGAUCCGCGUGUCUGUGGAGGUGGAGAAGCCCCGGGAGGAGCUGUUCCAACUGUUUGGCUAUGGAGACGUGGUGUUUGUCAGCAAAGAUGUGGCCAAGCACCUGGGGUUCCGGUCAGCGGGGGAGGCCCUGAGGGGCCUGUACGGGCGUGUGAGGAAAGGGGCAGUGCUUGUUUGCGCCUGGGCUGAGGAGGGCGCCGAUGCCCUGGGCCCCGAUGGACGGCUGCUGCACUCGGACGCCUUCCCUCCGCCCCGGGUGGUGGAUACUCUGGGGGCGGGAGACACCUUCAACGCCGCAGUCAUUUUCAGCCUGUCCCAGGGGCACAGUAUGCAGGAGGCGCUGAGGUUCGGCUGCCAGGUGGCGGGCAAGAAGUGCGGCCUGCAGGGCUUUGACGGCAUCGUGUGACCGCCCUGGGGCGGGGUGCCCUGGCUCAGAGCACCCCCUCCCUGGAGGCUGGCGCCUUCCCAGCCACCACUGCCUUCUUCCCCACUCCAGGCAGCCCGGCAUCUG
Lontra canadensis (Northern American river otter) is the source of this 1524-nucleotide messenger RNA. It is a transcript of the gene KHK, whose product is annotated as ketohexokinase. Lineage: Eukaryota; Metazoa; Chordata; Mammalia; Carnivora; Mustelidae. Bases 523 to 1419 code for a protein of 298 amino acids. Gene Ontology annotation, biological process: fructose metabolic process. The transcript has 8 exons. The record is from RefSeq and is a predicted model, not a curated record. Gene Ontology annotation, molecular function: ketohexokinase activity.